UCUUUCAAGUAUUGUAGUGCUUCUACUAUAAUUGAUGGCUUUGAAAAUAAUUUGAUUUUUGAUUUUAAGAAAGUUUCAGAUAUAAAAGGCAUACAAAUUGGUAUUGAAGAGAAAAAAAAAAAUAGUAAAUCAUUUUCAGGAGAUAUUGAAAGUGAUCCAAAGAAUGAAUAUUAUGAAAAUGAAGAGAGAAAUUAUAUUAAUAUUUGGGAAUAA
Cetraspora pellucida is the source of this 213-nucleotide messenger RNA. The record is from the annotation of a GenBank genome assembly. NCBI's taxonomy places the organism in Eukaryota, Fungi, Glomeromycota, Glomeromycetes, Diversisporales, Gigasporaceae.